Messenger RNA from Thalassophryne amazonica, 3467 nucleotides. It is a transcript of the gene dtx3, whose product is annotated as deltex E3 ubiquitin ligase 3. The record is from RefSeq and is a predicted model, not a curated record. Bases 561 to 1667 code for a protein of 368 amino acids. The transcript has 5 exons. Gene Ontology annotation, biological process: protein ubiquitination; Notch signaling pathway. Lineage: Eukaryota; Metazoa; Chordata; Actinopteri; Batrachoidiformes; Batrachoididae.
CACUGAGCCUCCGUAGAAUGAAACGUUCGUCCGCCGGUUCUGUUUUUUUUUUUUUUUUUUUUUUUAAGUGGUAUUUUUUUUUCUUUUUUCUCCUGCAUCAUCACGGAGGUUGAACGACAGAGACACAAAAUGGGGAGGAAAAACAGAUUAUGUGCGUGCAGGUGUAAGUGUCACGCGGCUCGUGGUGGGAGAUAAGAAGAGGAGUAUUUAGUGCUUUUAUUGGCCCAAGGACGGAGGAGAGAAGCGAGGAGACGAGCCGCUGCGGAUCGGGUCCUCCUCACCAGGGCUGGGGGAAGGCUCCCAAAAUGCUCCACAGAUAAUGAGACGCGAUAUCAUGUCUUGACUACAAAAGAGUAAAUCUCCGCGGAUAGACUGCGGCAGCACGGACAGGAAUAUAAAAAGGCCUCCUCGGAUGAAGCUCGCCGGGUUUUAAUCCGACUCCAGACGCGCAGCGACGAGCUUCCGCACAGGGUGAGUGAGAUCCGACACACAUCACACAGAAAUACGCUGCUAAAUGUUCGAAAAGUCGAAGAACGAUAUCAUCGCAACUGAAGGGAUUUAUGGGAUCACAAGUUUCUUCUGAUGAGAUGAGUGUGCGUGCGGGCCAGGGCAGCGAUGAGGUGCUGGUUUCACAGGCAGUGUGGGAUUACCUGGCCACAGCUGGGCGGCCCUGGCUCAUUGACUUCCAGCACAGGCAGGGGAUGAGUGCUGGUAUCAUUAGGCGAGGAGAGAGGGGGGGCUGCUGUGCUGUGAGGCUCCAACCAGUGGAAGGUUCCAGGCAUGCUGGAGCUGGGGUGAUGGAUGGACUUAUCUCCAGCGAGACGCGAAAAGCGUUCAUUGACUUAUGCCGCUGUGCCCGCAAAGAAAUGAGCAAACAGGAGGGAGGGUCCAAGAGGAAGAGGGCUCUGCUACCCUGUGUUGCAAUCCUGGAGCCAAACGGGGAGGGGAGCCUUCUUCCGCCACCGCCUCCCCAGCCUCGCCGUUCCCAGAGACAGCAGCAGAGAUUCAGGAAGCCUGCUGAUGAGGAGGAUUGUGUCAUGCUCCAUGAUGUAGGCCAGAGGAAGGAUAUGGACAGCAUGGCCUCUCACAGUGAAGCAGAGGACAACAACUCCUGUUCAAUCUGCAUGGGAGACAUUGUGGAGAAGACUACUCUAGAGAGAUGUGGCCACUCUUUCUGUCACUCUUGCCUGGAUCAAGCCUUUAAGGUGAAGAAAGCAUGUCCUGUGUGCCGACAAGUGUAUGGCCAGCUGAUUGGCAACCAGCCUGCCAAUGGUACAAUGAUUGUAGAGCGAGAUCCUGAUCUAGAGCUUCCUGGGCAUGAAGGAUUCGGAUGUAUCUGCAUCAUCUACAGCUUCCCUCCUGGCCUGCAGGUGGCUGAACACCCAAACCCAGGUGUACGGUAUCCAGGGACAGACCGUGUGGCCUACCUCCCUGAUAGUCCUGAAGGGAACCGUGUGCUGGGCUUGCUGCACCGGGCCUUUGAACAGCGCCUUAUCUUCACCAUUGGUACCUCCAUGACGACGGGCAUGCAGAAUGUCAUCACCUGGAAUGACAUUCACCAUAAGACUUCAAUAUGGGGCGGACCUCGCUGCUUUGGCUACCCAGACCCCACUUACCUGGUACGAGUGACAGAGGAGCUAAGAGAGAAAGGCAUUACAGCGGACUGACAGUGUGACAUGAUGGACUCUGAGUUUCUAGGACUUCGAGCACUCUUUGCAAUCGACAUGACUCAAGGAUGGACAUUGAGACUGCCUGUCUCUUAAAGAUCAGCUGAAGACAAGGUACUCGGCAGAUGUGUCAAAUGCUGCAACAGAGCCCACAUCACUUCACCAGUUGUUCCUCUGUUUGUGCAUCCCCCCCAAAAGAGCUCAACUUAACCCAGUGCUACACACGCAAGUAAAUACUUUGAGUGCAGUGCAUUCUUGUAUAACACAACCCUCUACCUGUCACAGUUGGCAAUAGGACCGAUAUCUGAUGCACUCAUUUAGCAGCAUCAUGUUGUGUUUGAAUUCUAAAUACUGAUAUUUCAUUUAGGAAUUCUUAAGUUUUAAAUGUUAAUGAUACACUUUUUUUUAAUGCUUAUUUAGAUUCUGAAGAUGGGUUUUUAUUUGUAACAAGCACACACACUCUUUUAUAUCCCCAGUAAUGUUUAAGUCUCUAAUUUGAUAGUUAUUAAUUACUUGUUGAAAGGCUAGCACUUGGAUCGUACGGCAGAAUAGCACUGCUUCACUAGAAAGAGUUCAUUUUCAGAACUUAUUGCAAUCUUAGAGCACUCACAGGCACUUUGGUAAUGGAGUCUGUUUUUCAUUGACGUUGGAGUAAAUGGGUUUUUGCUUCCUCUGUAAAGACGAGUGCUCGGGGCAAACAGGCUUGUGAGCUACUGGCUCAGCAACGACAAGGUGAUGUCAUUUGUUUGGAACUUUCAUUCACGUGUGAUCUUUUUCUUUUUUCUUUUUUUUGUUCUCACAAGAAUGUCAGAAUGGUUUAUGGCAGCACUUUUUAUUUAGUGCAUUCAGCCUUCGCCUUGGGUGACUUUGGUCAUUUACUUUUAUAUUACACACUGUCUCCCAGGUUUUGAGCCCAUUCCGUUAGUUGUUAGUAAUGUGCUCACCUAAUUACCAGAUUUAAGAUGAUGUCAAAUGCUAAGGGCAUACAGACCACUUAAACCAAAUCAAAGGCACAAAAGCUCUUUAAAUAUCUAUGCCUCUUUCCCUGUUAAACUGGGAGAUUUUCCUCAUAAUAUUCUCAUUUAAAAUGAGGUAAUCCUUGUAAAUUCAGUCUAAAUAAAUAUCUACCAUCACAAAGUGAUAAGACAAGACGUCUAUUGCAAGAGCAAUUGCUGUUGAUCUGAUUUAGGGCGGGGUUAUUGAUCUGAUUUUGUUGUGCCUUUUUUUACAUUCACUUUUGAUAAAAAUCAAGUAUGUUUCUCAGUUUGGGUGUAUUUUUGUCAUUUCAAAGGUAAACAGCAUUAUGUUUGUAGCUAUACUACCAGGCUUUAAAAAAAAAAAUCCUUCACACAGUUCAUGGAAUAUAUGUAUUAUAAUGUGUACUUUCCUUCAUGAGCAUUCUUACAGUCAAACAUGCUGGAGAAAACAAACAAACUGAAUUGACAAAGCUGUAUGUGUGAAAGUGCUUGGCUCAAUGCAGUAAUCUUGGCUUUUGGUAAAGUUGUCAUUUAUUUAACCAGUCAGACACACAUCCAAUAACAAUUCUUUGUAAAUUUUUAUUUUAUUUUUUUGUUAGGGACCAACUGAAAUAUUUUAAGACACGGGAUUGUAGUUUACUUAAAGGUACUGUGCAAACAUGACUAUGCAUUACGUGAAUGAGGAGGAGCCAGGGGAAUGAUGAAGUUGACUGAAGAAGGAAACGCUGGAGUUUUGCUUUUCUAAUUGUGUUGAUUCGUACUUUGUUGAGAUCCAAAACAAUGUGCUUUACCUUUUAAUACUUGAAUAAAAAAAGUUAUGUUU